Messenger RNA from Chiloscyllium plagiosum (whitespotted bambooshark), 1800 nucleotides. Lineage: Eukaryota; Metazoa; Chordata; Chondrichthyes; Orectolobiformes; Hemiscylliidae. The record is from RefSeq and is a predicted model, not a curated record.
CUGCAAAACAACCCGGGGGGAGAAAACAGAAAAGACCCAGGACGCUUUACAGCAGCUUGAGUGGCAUGGCAAACCAGACCUGAAACCAAAAUCGACAUAGGGAAGGGGAAGUGAAAGGUUGGCCGGAGCGUUUAAAAAUUGAGUCUUGAAGGAAAGAGAAGUGGAGAGGUUUUGGGGGAAGGUGAAAUUAGCCGUUAAGAACCGAUCGGGGGCUGAAAAUGGAGCUGCUUUGGAAGUUUCAAGUCUAUGUAUGGAAGGUGGCUGAAAAUUGGAACAGCUCGGCAGAUCUGGCAGCAUCUGUGUCAAGAAAGCAAAGCCCAUGUUACGGGUCCAGGGACACUUUAUUCUGAAAUGUUGAAUUUGCUUUCCCUCCAGAGAUGGAGGUGGUUUGCUUUUCAGCCUGGAGUCCUGUGACCAGAAAUGUGCCACAAAGAUUGAUGGUCUUUGAGGCCCAACCAGUCCACUCCAUAAUCCACGUCACUGGGAUAAUGCUGAAAGCAGAAAUUUUACAAAUGAAUCCUAUGUGACCGUAAGCACAGGGAAUUUGAAUGGCCGCAAUAACUGCAAGUAACAAUGCACGUCCGACAAGAUAAUUGAUUUCUACAUCAUCUAGUACAGAAAUUAUAAAUGGCUUUGCUUCAUCCAGAUCACGAUACUGAAAGAGUGGAAUCUGUUUCAAGCCAAAUGAUCACUGAGAUUCCUAAGACUUUAAAUUGUAGUAGGUCAAAACUGAUUGUGCACUUGGAUUUAAAUAACACCGUCCUGUUGUUUGACACAGUUACCAGACAAGGGCCCAGGAGAGCUCUCAGUUCCUUUCUCACCACUGUUACUUGGGGUCGGAUCAACCAGGAAGGAAAAUGGGAAUGGCUGAGUAAAGUACCUUCCUUGAACCCACCUUGUGAUGGUGCUGUGAGCUAUUAUUCGCAGUUUGGGAGGCCAUUGGAUUUCACAGAGACUGGUGAUGGUUCCCUCUUUAAAAAGAUUUUUACUGACCACCUACAGAAAGUAGAAUGGAUGGGUCCCCACAAUGAGCUUCUGUCUAUGACUGAUGAAGAUGGCAAAGAGUACCAUCGGAUCCUGCCAGCUUUCUUUGAGUUAAUUGAUUGUUUGUCAUCACAAGGCAGAGAAUUUGCCAUCGUACUUCGAACCUUUGGGUCGGACUUGAGUAGAACUUUAAAGACCAUUCAGAUCACCCUGUCUGGUCAGCAUCCUCAGUAUCAACACCUUCAAACGAAACAUCUUCCAUUGAGAAUAUCUCCGGGUAAAAUCCGUUGUAAUAAAAAGAAUGUUGUGUUGACCUUGGGAUCUGAGCGGAUUUCUACACAGUCAGACGAUAGAGCUGUAUAUCAUUAUUUCUCUUCAUUGGAAGGAAUUGUAGGUUUUCAGGAUCAUUUUGACUGGUGGUCUAGGAAUAGCUUCUCAAACGAAGGUGGUAAACCAUUUUGGAUCGAUCCUUCUGAAACUGGAAUACAGCAUAUAUUUAUAGAUGAUAAUAUCCGUCUGAAUGAUGCUGAGAGCAUUGUUCAUCCACAGGUGUUUAUGAAGGAUGGUUCUGGCACCAGGACUGUGCCAACUUCAGAGUUGUUUGAUAUUUGUCUCGUUCAGACAGACCUUCUCAGAGCUAUCCAUGACCGGAGUUACUUCAUCAGAUGUGUUCAACAGUGUGAAGAGAAUUAUAGUAAAUACACUGCACUUUCACAUUGAAGAUAUCCUACCUAAUAUAUUAUCAGGCUCAGAUACCUGAAAAACUCAGGGCAUGUUUGAAAGUGAAACUGGAUAAUAAAGUUGUAUGUAACUUUG